GAAAAUUCACAAUAAUCAUCACUAGUCAUCACAAUGUCCUUGAUUGAAGAACAGGAGAAAGUGACACUCCAUCCAAAGCCUGGAUUUGUAGUCAAGACUAAAAUCCUAGAAUCAAAAAACUUGGCGAGAAUCUCCACCAAGGUAUUUAUAAAUAUCUGCCAUGAUGAGCAGGUGCCUAAACCACCACAAGAUUUCGAACCAGAAAUCGUGUUCCCAUUAAUCAUAGAAAAUCAAUGGGAAAUACCGAUAAUUGUAUCGAGUGAGAAGGAAACUAAGGAUAAGAAGGGAUUUCCUAGUUUGGUAUAUGACUGCUGUAUAAACAGUCGAUGUUUCCAAUGGUGUCAAAUAAGUAAAGAUUUACGAUUGAUUUUAAUUGAGUGGUGCAUUGAAUCUAUCGAGUUGUUGAAUGAAUUGACAUUGGAAAGAGAGUACACGAUACCGAAAAUGUUAGCCAAGGGUGAACUUACGCAAACUAUGGUCACGAAAAGUGAAUUGGAGAAUUCUCUUCAAAAGAAGUUGCAAGAAUUGAAACAGAAUGAGACAUUGGGACUAAUUGAAGAAAUGGCAAUUGAUGAAGAAGACGAAGAAGACAAUGGACAAUUACCCGACCUUAUGAACAUCAAUAACAAACCAAACAAGAAUUUAAUUGAGGAAAUUGAACCAAGCACUACCAAGACUCCAGCCGCUAAGCCGGUGCCAUCACUGCCACCACUGAAAACUGUGGCAGAAACUCUUCUUAGUUAUGACAUCAACGUGACAAAGAUAGAAUCACAUCCAGAUUACAAACUUGCAAUUGCAUUUUCCUGCCCUCAAAUAUCCAGCAGCAAAGACAUUGACAUACAAUAUUCACCAUCUUCAUCCACCCUCGUUAUAACAAACAAGCUUCCUGGCUUCGUAUUCAGUAAAACCUCGUCCGAUACUAAUCGGUUGGUAAUUCCGCUCGCACGUGACGUCAUUUUUAACAAACGGAAUUUAAAAAGUUUCUUUUGCGCCGAUAACAAAAUUUUCAUCUUUCUUUGAGAAAUUAGCGCGAGUGCAAUUACCGGAACAGGCAAUAGGCGCGGAAAUUACAUAUAUUAGUAAUUUUACACAAUCAAUUGAUUGUUCAAAUAUAUAAAGCCCCCAGCAAUUG
Messenger RNA from Spathaspora passalidarum NRRL Y-27907, 1132 nucleotides. RefSeq lists its product as uncharacterized. Gene Ontology annotation, cellular component: R2TP complex; ribonucleoprotein complex; cytoplasm. The transcript has a single exon. Lineage: Eukaryota; Fungi; Ascomycota; Pichiomycetes; Serinales; Debaryomycetaceae. The coding region runs from base 34 to 1020 and encodes 328 amino acids. The record is from RefSeq and is a predicted model, not a curated record. Gene Ontology annotation, biological process: rRNA processing; box C/D snoRNP assembly.